UGCUUCACCUGAGCUCUUCCCAAAUUCCAGAUAUAGCCAGGGCCAUCUGCUUUCGGGGGCCUCUGUCUCAAGUUGACUGUUGUUUUUCUUGAACACAGUAAAACUCACCGGUGUACUCCGAUUCCCAGCCUUGGAAAUGUCGGAACACAAGACGAGGGCAAUCAUCAAGCAUAAAUUCGUCACUGACCUGGAUAAAAUCAAAGUAUCAGAGGUCGACCGGCCGAUCCCCAAUUCAGACGAGUACCUGAUCCAAGUGAAGGCUGCGGGGGUGAACUUUGUAGAUAUUCUCUAUGUCAAAGGAAAACACCAGAACAACCGAGCCCUAGUGCGGCCGCCCUUCGUCCUAGGCCUGGAGUUCGCUGGCGUCAUCCUUUCUGCUCCGCCGCAUGCGCACUUCCUUGCCGGCGAAAGAGUCUUCGGAGCUUUCCCGGGGUCGUAUAGCGAAACACUUCCCGAAGCCGCCGGAAUAGCUGCCACGCUCCCUGUCUCUUACGCAUCGCUGCUCCGGGCAGGGCUCAAGCCUGGCCAGACUGUUCUUGUGCACGCAGCCGCAGGUGGGCUCGGCCUAAUGGCUGUCCAGGUUGCGACGGCCAUGGGGUGCCGAGCCAUCGGAACGGCAGGCUCCUGGGAAAAGUGCGCCGUAGCCGCAGAGUUCGGGGCCCAGCCCUGUUUGAACUACACCCAGGAACCGGCUUGGUGGGAGCGUGUACUGGAACUGACUGAACAUAAAGGGGUCGACGUCGUCUUCGAUCCCGUUGGCCUCGUCGAUCGAAGCCUGAAGUGCAUUGCUCACAGAGGCAAGGUUCUAGUCAUAGGCUUUGCCGGUAUAGACGACAAGAUGGAGCAUAUCGCCAUGAAUAGAGUACUAUUGAAACAGGCCUCACUCAUUGGUUAUCGGUACGGUGAGAGCCUGCGACGAUACCCGGGCGAGCAAAAGAUGAUUUGGGAUGAGUUGCACUCUCUGAUAGAGAGCAACAAGAUACAGCCUGCUAUUUUUAGAACCAGCUAUCACGGGCCCGACCAAGUCCCCCGUGCCCUCAAAGACAUGGCAAACCGAAAGAUAUGGGGCAAAGCAGUCGUCACCCUGGACAGCAGCAUGGAAGGCACAUCUCGGGCAAGAAUCUAGGACAACCACGCCCGAGC
Molecule: messenger RNA, 1143 nt
Organism: Colletotrichum destructivum
Lineage: Eukaryota; Fungi; Ascomycota; Sordariomycetes; Glomerellales; Glomerellaceae
Product: Putative GroES-like superfamily, alcohol dehydrogenase-like, NAD(P)-binding domain superfamily
Exons: 5
Coding region: 137-1126 (329 amino acids)
Cellular component (GO): mitochondrion
Molecular function (GO): oxidoreductase activity
Source: RefSeq, a predicted model, not a curated record